Messenger RNA from Zootoca vivipara (common lizard), 2846 nucleotides. The record is from RefSeq and is a predicted model, not a curated record. Lineage: Eukaryota; Metazoa; Chordata; Lepidosauria; Squamata; Lacertidae.
GUCACUUCCGGCCCCGAGGGGCAUUUUAAAAUGGCUUCUCUGAGCAGAAACCAAGAGGGUGGUCCACACUUAAGCAAACUCACAAAUACCGCUCUGUAGUCGGAAGGGUGCUCCAUGAGCGCGCAUGCGCUUUGCAACUGCCCCUCCUCACACGUGUGCCGGCUCUUCAGCUCGGAGGGGACACCAUGCCGAAAGUGAAGCGCUCGAGGGGCUCCGGCGGGGCGGCGAAGGCGGCGUCCGUUCCGCUGGCCGAGCAGAUCCUCCAGGGCGACUCCGUGAAGCCUGUCACGCGGGUGAAGCGCCGGGGCAAAGCGGGGAAGCAUGGCGGCGGCGACGAGGACGAGUACGUGGACGAGAGGCUCUCCCGGAGGAUCCUGGAGCAGGCUCGGAUUCAGCAAGAGGAGCUGGAGGCCGAGCACGGCGCCGAGGGCGGAGGCGAGCCCGAGAAGGCGAAGACCACUGUCCUGGGACCUGCCUCAAAGGACAGAGAUUCAGAUACAGAUGAUGAUGAGUGGCCAACACUGGAGCAAGCUGCAGCCAUGGGGAAAGGAGAGUACUGUGAGGAGGUAACUGUGAAUCCAGAGGAUGAAAAAGCCAUUGAGAUGUUCAUGAACAAGAAUCCACCACUGAGGCGCACCUUGGCAGACAUUAUCAUGGAGAAGAUCACUGAGAAGCAGACAGAGGUGGAAACUGUGAUGUCCGAAAUAUCUGGUCGGCCCAUGCCACAGCUUAAUCCCCGUGUCCUGGAAGUCUACAAGGGUGUCAAAGAAGUGCUGUCAAAAUAUAGGAGUGGGAAACUGCCUAAAGCAUUUAAGAUCAUCCCAGCCUUGUCCAACUGGGAGCAGAUCCUGUAUAUCACAGAGCCUGAAACGUGGACAGCAGCUGCCAUGUACCAGGCAACAAGGAUCUUUUCCUCUAACCUCAAAGAGAGGAUGGCCCAGAGGUUCUACAAUCUGGUGCUUCUCCCUCGAGUCAGAGAUGACAUUGCGGAAUAUAAGCGCCUCAACUUCCAUCUUUACAUGGCGUUGAAAAAGGCCUUGUUCAAGCCUGGGGCCUGGUUCAAAGGGAUCCUCCUCCCCAUAUGUGAGUCAGGAACAUGCACACUGCGAGAAGCCAUCAUUGUGGGCAGCAUCCUCACCAAGUGCUCUAUCCCUGUCCUUCACUCCGGGGCUGCUAUGCUAAAGAUUGCCGAGAUGGAGUACAGUGGCGCCAACAGCAUCUUUCUCCGCCUGCUCAUUGACAAGAAGUACGCCUUGCCUUUCCGUGUGGUGGAUGCCCUGGUCUUUCACUUCCUCGCCUUCCGGACGGACCGGCGCACCCUGCCUGUCCUCUGGCACCAGUGCCUCCUGACCUUUGCCCAGCGAUACAAAGAGGACCUGUCCUCGGAGCAGAAAGAAGCCCUCUUAGAGCUGCUCAAGUUUCACAGCCACCCCCAGAUCUCUCCAGAGAUCCGCAGGGAGCUAGUGAACUCCAAGUGUCGGGACGUGGAGGGGAUGCAGCCAGCGGCAAUGGAGUGAACAGAGGAUGGGAAGGGGGACUCCACAGAUUGUGAUCAUGGCAGAACUGCUGAGUCAAAGGAAGCUUCUGGUUUGAACUUGAAACUACAGCACACUGUCGAACAAAUAGGGUUUGUACCCGCACUGCUUUGAUUCACAGAAGCCUUAUUUAUGUAGGGAUGAAAGUAUAUGUAAGCCCCCUGCCCCCUUUUGACUCGACAUGCAUUCAUGGUGAUUAGAAACCAGCAUCCCUCCCAUGAGAAAUGGGUUCCCCUUUUUGCGAUAGAGCUGCUGUUAAAGGGCUACAGUGACUCUUGCCCCUUUUGAGGUGCUGGUGGAUGCAAGUUGCUGAUCAACAGCAGGGAGAUAAACUGUUGAGCUGCAGAUUAGUAGGGAGGAAAGAGCAUCUACCAACUGCAGGAUCUGGCCUCCAAUGGAAGUAUUGGUAGCCAAGAAUCUUACCCUUUUACAGCAGGGGGGGACCAGUCUUGGUGGCCUGUGAGCUGUAUCCAGCCUUUCUGGCCGGUUUGGCUCUGAGGUGGCAUCUUGCAUGUUGCUGCUGGUCUUGCAGGGGCUGUUGGGUUGACUGUCACCCUUCUGUGAUGAAUGUGGGCUGCUUUGCUUUUGAGGGUGACACAGCCCAAGCACCACAAAGUGUGCCUGAGAGCCAUAAACUCCCGAACUGGCCAUCCACUUGCCUUUCCUGGUUGUCGGUUGGGGAAAACUGCAUUCGGGUGGGAAGCCUCUUGCCCUCCAAAUGUUGUUGGAAUCCCCAGGUCCCAUUUGCUUCAGCCAACAUUGCAAAUUGCCGUGUAUGGUGGGAGUUGUAGUCCAGCUACUCCAGCACUGGAAUAGAGAGAUGCUCCAGGGAUCUUUUGUGAUGAUAUGAAGCCACCUCGGGCGUUGGGGUGGGGCUGCUCAACCCCCACAUAGCUAGAUUGGCUGAAGAAGACUUGGACUCCUGGAACAAGUUAGCCAUUGCCACUUGAGAUGCACGGAGUCCCUGCUGCCCCACCCUCGGUUAAUUUGAUGCUCUUCCUAUUGUUUUCCCAUAUAAGCAGCAGCCAUCAUGUAUGUCAUCAGGUUGCUGCAGCUGAGCACCCCAUAUUCUUGUCUCUUUCCCUGUCCCCUCUAGGUAGAUGUUUAUAGGUAGAUCUGUCAGCUGGGUAUUUAUACAUUUGAAGGUUAGAUUUUGGCUUUCUGGGCUUCUAAGGCUAUUCAUAGUACAGCUCUAAAAAUAAAUGCGUGCUAGAGCUUAUAUACCCAUACUGCUGGUAUAUAAACCCAAAUGAGAUGCAUAAGUUUGAAAUUACAUGUAAUGCCUAGAAUAAAUAUCUGAGUAACCAGCAA